AUGCACACAUCCAACUACGUAAACAUGCGCCCCGGAGCCCCUGUCCUUGACUGCGGCGACGCUUGCGGGCAGCCUUGCAGAGGGUAUAUAGCGACGCCGCGGGCGGUGCGAGCGCGUGCGAAAGGGAGUGCGCAAAGAAAUGCAGAGGGGGAGGGCGAAAGCAGCGGUCGCCAUUGCUGUUGA
This is a messenger RNA of Chondrus crispus (carragheen), 183 nucleotides long. RefSeq lists its product as hypothetical. The transcript has a single exon. The record is from RefSeq and is a predicted model, not a curated record. Lineage: Eukaryota; Rhodophyta; Florideophyceae; Gigartinales; Gigartinaceae. Bases 1 to 183 code for a protein of 60 amino acids.